AUGAAGAGCGCACUGCUGCCCGUCCUGGCUCUCUGGGUGGGGUGCUGCCCUGGAGGGGCCCUGGCCAACCAGGGGCCGGGCCCGAGAGAGCCCAUGGCCCAGCCAACGCCCACAGGGCUGCCCACCCUGCAGCCGCUGCCACCCAGGCCAUCUGAGCCCCCCGAAGGUCAAGUGCAACGCAGCCCCAGGAACGGCGGCCCGGACAGGCCUGAUGACGGGCAGCUGGACAGGCCGUGGCCACGGCCUACCUCCAAGGAGGGAGCCCACAGAGCCCCCACCCAGCCCCCAGCCCCGCCCUGGAAGGCCCCCGCCAGACCCGGGCUGGCCCAGAGGAAGGCAACACUGCCAGCAGCAACUGCCAAGCUCAGGAACCCCCGAGCCCAAGACCGGGCAGUGGCCUCCAAGGAGGGCCAGGGCAGGCAGAUAGGAGGCCAGGAAGCCAUGAAAAGGGGCCCAAAGCCUAGGAGGCCCCCCAAAGGGGCCUCCCAGCAACCCGGCCAGGGAGGCUGGCAUCAAAAGAAGGAUCGCAGCCGAGGCCAAGGUGGCAGCAGCAGCUCAGAGACCACGGGUCGUGGGCGGAAAAGGCCUGGAAGCAGGCGAGGGCACGGCCAUGGGCUUGCGGACCCGGACACUAUGGAACAGGCCAUGCCCUCCCUGCCAGCCUCCUGCCUCCUGGCCCAGGCAGCCAUUGCCUGUGGCAAUGUCAAGAUGAAACACGUCCCUGCCCUGUCUGACCCCCGCCUGACCACGCUCUACCUGGCAGAGAAUGAAAUUGCCAAGAUCCCAGCCCACGCGUUCCUGGGGCUGCCCAACCUGGAGUGGCUGGACUUGAGCAAGAACAAGCUGGAUGCCCUUGGCCUGCACCCCCACGCCUUCAAGAAUCUGACCCGGCUAAAGCGGCUGAACCUGGAUGGGAACUCGCUGUCCACGGUGCCGGCCUUGCCCGCCUCCCUGCAGGAGCUCAAACUCAACGACAACCUUCUGCAGGGCCUGCAGCGCUGCAGCUUCCGGGGGCUCAGCCAGCUGCUGACGCUGGAGGUGGAAGGGAACCAGCUGCAUGAUGGGAACAUCUCCCCCCUAGCCUUCCAGCCCCUACGCAGCCUGCUCUACCUGAGGCUGGACCGGAACCGGCUGCGGACCAUCCCGUCCGGCCUGCCAGCCUCCCUGCAGGAGCUGCACCUGGGCACUAAUGUCAUUGAGGAGGUGGCAGAGGGCACCCUGAACCGCAGCCGCAGCCUCAGCGUGCUGGUUCUCAGCAACAACCGGCUCCAGGAGGACCGGCUUGCCCCCCGCGCCUGGAUCGACCUCCCGAAGCUGGAGGCCCUCGACCUGUCCUACAACCAGCUGGUGCACGUGCCCUCCUUCCUGCCCCGGGGCCUCCGCCGCCUCGUGCUGCACCACAACCGCAUCGAGCGCAUCCCCGGCUACGUGUUUGCACACAUGAAGCCGGGCCUGGAGGUCCUGCAUCUGUCCCACAACAGCCUGCGUGAGGAUGGCAUCCACAGCGUGUCCUUCCUGGGCCUGCAAGCCUCCCUGGCCGAGCUGCUCCUGGACCACAACCAACUGCAGGCUGUCCCCCGGGGCCUCCUGGGCCUCAGGGCACUGCAGGUGCUGCGCCUGAGCCACAACGAGAUCAGACACGUGCCCCUGAAUUCCAUCUGUGACACACGCGUGGCCCAGGAUUCCAACCUCAUCUCCACACACCUGGAGAACAACCUUAUCGACCGGCGUCGCAUCCCACCCACUGCCUUCUCCUGUAUCCGGUCCUACCACAGUGUGGUCCUCCAGCCCCAGCAGGGGGAGGGGGAGUCCGCCUAG
Molecule: messenger RNA, 1818 nt
Organism: Hippopotamus amphibius kiboko
Lineage: Eukaryota; Metazoa; Chordata; Mammalia; Artiodactyla; Hippopotamidae
Product: extracellular matrix protein 2-like
Exons: 9
Coding region: 1-1818 (605 amino acids)
Biological process (GO): extracellular matrix organization; positive regulation of cell-substrate adhesion
Cellular component (GO): extracellular matrix
Molecular function (GO): protein binding; heparin binding; collagen V binding
Source: RefSeq, a predicted model, not a curated record